AAGAGCAUCCAUUUCAUUGGCUUAACUCUAUUGCAAAUGGCCGGCUUGUACACGCCGAAUUGAAACUUCCAAGAAUUGAUAUAUUAGUUGAUACAUAGCCGAAGGAAGAAUGCCUCCUCCACGGAAAUCUUCACCUCGCCGCAGAGAUCGAAGAUCUAGGUCAAGGUCACACUCGCCAAGACGAAGGAGAUCUAGGUCUCGUUCAAGAGACAGAAGAAGGUCAAAGUCACCACAGAGAAGAAGAUCCCCCGAAAGAAAGUAUAGAUCCCCUCCUAGACGAAAGUCACCAUCACCAAGAAAAAGGUCAAGGUCACCUAAAAGGAGGUCAAGGUCUCCAAAAAGAAAGUCAAGGUCGCACAGUCCGAGAAGAAGGUCAAGGUCCCAAAGUCCUAGAAGAAAAGGUCAUUCACCAAGACGAUCACCAUCUCCAGGUGAAAGAAUCCAUCCAGUGAAAAGACCAGCUGACUCUUCAGGGAAGAGAUCGGGUUUCAGGUCCAGGACACCUAGUCCAAGUCCAGUUAAAAGGUCAAGGGAAGAAAGAUUAUAUGAAGAUGAAGUUGUUUACCAGCAAUCGCAACGAUCGUCAAAACAAGCGCGAUCUCCUGUUCAUGAGUCGACAUAUAGCGGAAAAAUGUACGCGGAUCAGCCAUCAUCAUCUAAAAAACCAUUAUUCCCAUCAGGAUCAUCCAAAAGAUCAGCUGAGAUUGACUUUGUAACAAUUGUAGAAAAGGGACCUAAGAGAGAAAAGUUAAACAAACGGUUCGAAACUCACGACCAGGUGGCACAUGGAGGGUUCGAUUUCGAGGAGAACAUUACAAUUGGGAUUCAUCGAGGGCCUCAACAUAUUGAAUUGAAUGAUGACGAUGAUAUUGAAGUGAAUUAUGAUUUUAAUCCAAAGACAUUCAGAAUGCUUUUCCCGAAGAAGGAAAGCUAUGUGAAAGCUAUUUUUGAUCGCGAUGAAAUCAAAGCGUUCCAUCAUGAUGAUAUUCUCGAUGAAGAGGCAUAUGUUGAAAAACGAACAAUUUCAAUUAAACCGGUGGAUAAACCAAAGUCACGAAAAUACAAUGAAGAGUUGGAUUAUAAGAUUACUGUAGGGUCAAGCAGGGAAGGAUAUGGUGAUAGACGUAUGGUGCAAGACUCUGGUUCAAGACCGAGAUCCUCGAGGUCUAGUGCAUAUGAUGAUGUCCCAGUGACAGUAAGACUGGAUCCCAAACCUGAUCCGAGGUAUGAGAAAAUGUACCGAGAUCAACAGAGAUAUGAGGACUUAUCACUUAUGCAGGAGAAGGUGCACCGAAACCCAAACGACCUGAGGUAUAAUCUAAUGAGACGUAAAAGUGACGGGGAUAGAGACGGGGGACGCGAUGGUAGGGAGCGCCAAAGCGGACAGUCUUCAAUGAUGGACGCAAGGAGUCGAAUCGAGGCACGUAGACAAGAAGGUGAUCACUAUGAUAGGAGGGACCGCCGAACUUCCCAUGAUUCACCACCAAGACGUAUAGAGCGCAAGAAAGCUACAGUAAAGACAGACCUGCCAGAUUUCAAGAAUAGACCAGAGAAAUUCAAACCCCCAGAGCCAGAAUGGAAAGUUAACCCCACUGUAACACCUAAAGGACAGAGUUACUUUGAGCAUGACAGUAGAUCGAGAGAUGAUAUGACAUUUUGGGAGAGGAAGCAGAUGUUUAGAAGGACAGGGCGAUACCCUGCUGCUAGAGGGUUCAGGGGUAGAGGUUUCAGGGGAGGUCGAGGUAGAGGCAGUGGUCGGCCGCUUGAUCAAGGUUUUGUAAAAAAGUCAUUUGGAGCAGUUAUGGAUGAGUGGAAACACGACAAGUUUGAUGAGGUUGAAGCCGAGGAGAAAAGCGAUCCUUCCAAAGAGAGCAAAGGUGACAAAAGAGAUAAAAGAAGUGACAGAAAAGAGCCUAAAGAUAACAGAAGUAGCAGAAAGGAUAAAGAUUCAAGCAGCAGAAAGGAUAAAGAAAAAAGCAAAAAGGAUCAAGACAAGGAAAGAGAACAGGAGCAAGUGAUUAUCAGAAGAGAAGAAGAUUCUUUACAACAAGAGUUGAAAGUAGAAGUUACUCUUGGUUGAUACCAACAAAUUAUGACUGAACAGUUAGAUUUAAUGGUUGGCUAUAGGUGGAUAAAAGAAUAGACAGUUUUGCUUCUAUCAGAGGCAUACUUUGGUUAUAAAAUAUAGUGUAUAAGAAGACACUUGUAAAAUUUUCGAAAUUUUGUAAGAAUCUGUAGUUACUAAAAUCAUUGGUGAAAAGGGUUACCAUCUUUAUAUGAUGAAAUAGAUAUAUCUAAUUCAUAGGUCAAUAGGUAACCAUUGGUUAAUCACAAAGAAUGUCUUUCCUUCAAUCUAUGAAUGUGUUCUUGCAUUAUGUAUAAUUUGUAGUAUAGUUAAUUUAUCCGUCAAGUAUUAAAAGUAGGUAAACGGUCUUAAUUAUAUCACCAUGAUCAAUUCACAGCAUUGGUAAGUUACUAAAUUAUUACACAUAAUAUUUAUUAAAUCAUUGAUUAACAGAUAUUAAUAGGCUAGCAUUAACAGAAAAGAAAUAAAUAGAUAUAAAACCAUAGUAUCAUGUGUGUAAGCAACAAAUAGUUUAUUGGCCAUCUGGUAAAGAAGUAACAAUCAGUUACAAAGCUAUCAACCAAGUAGUUGCCACCUGUUAGCUGUAAAAAAAAAAUCAAAGUGCUGCAGCACUGAAUGCGACGGACAUGCAACCGGAGAGACAUUAAGGCUUCUUUUAGAAAAAAAAAACAAAACAAAUACAAAACACAAAAUAUAUAACAGAGAAAAUUUGUUCCAUACAAGUUCGAGAUUUGUAGAGCAAUAUAUUUUGUGUCUUAAAUUGGUAUAAUUCAGAUUUUCUACUUUCAAGCACUUAAAUACAGAAUGAAAUUUAUGCCUAAAAACUCUGGUCAAACUUGUAAAUCAGUGUCCUUAUCGAUUUAUUCUAAGAAAUGAUAUGUAAAUAGAAAAAAAACUAUCAACGAAAUAUUUCUAGAAUAAAUCCAGGCAAAUAAACUUCAAACAUAAUACAUUAUACAUUUGAGAAUGCUAUUUAGAAUUGCUUCGUGUUAUAUCAUAGUGGGCAUACAGACAAUAAAAUUUAAGUCAUUUGUAUUUUUAUUUCUCUUGGAUACAUGGAUAUGUCUCAUUAAAAAAAAUUGGUUAAAAUCAGCAGCAAUUAAUAGUGUAUUUCUUAGAUUUUUUUUAUUUACAAGGUAAAGAUGUAGAGACCAGAGCACAUCGUUUUUAUUUUAAUUUAAAUGUCACUUAAGCACUACAGUGUUUAGUUGUCCUUUUCAACUUCACACUAAAUUCCAUUUUCAACUUGUUUGCUUCUUACAUUUGUAUAGCAUUUCUAAAAGUAUUGCAUUACAAUCCGCUGGUUUAUUAAUUACAUGUUUAAUGUGUACUUCCUGAUCGCCUGUCCAAAAAUCAGAACAGGUGAAGCAGAAUCUAUUUUUAGAAUAGCGAAGGUUAACUCAUAUCAUGACCUAGUAAAAUAUGUAAACAAACCACAAGAAUCGGAAGUAGAACUGAUAUUAAAACUUCCUUACCAUGAAAGACUACAUGGCGGUAAAGUGUCUUACAUGCAUUCUCAAAAAUAGAUAUUUAUACUAGCCAUUGUACUGUAUCUAAUAUAUUAAUAACUGCUGAAUAUUCAGCUAAACCCUCGGUAUGAGUCACGAAAAUAGUUCUUCUUUUAUUAAUGCGCGAGUUAUCCUAGAGUCACGAAAAACUUUUGAUUGGUUAAUAAUAAUGUUUUGUAUAAUGUAGAAAUAUUUAUUUCCUACUAAUAUUGUCUUGGAACUCAGAAGUUACACCUUUAUUGUAGUAUAAUUUGCUGUCCUACUUUUUCGACAGCGGUAAAUCGUUUCAGCAGUAAUUUGCAUAUUGCGCAAUAAUACUACGGGACUACAACGUUUUUAUCAAUAAUAUACGUUCAUAUUUUAACUUGGAUAACUUAAUUUGGAAUUGAAAAGGCUAAAUAUGGAAGACAUUAAGAUAUCCAGACAAAGUAUGGGAGUUUUGAAGGAUCAAAUUCAUGUACUAUUUCUUGGGCUGUUAAUUGGUUUAGGACACAUUGCGCGAGUGUAGCCAACGAAAUCCCAUGUGUAGAUGACUUAGCUCUGAACGCGCCUGAGGGCGCGUCCGUCGCAAAAAUGGUUAUUAAGCCAGCAAUAAAAAAAUUAACCACCAAAGUUAGUUUAGCCAUUGAUUAGCCAUUGCUAAGCAACAAAGAAUAGUCAGUAAUCCAUCGGUCAAGAGAUUAUUAUGGUAAGCAACAAAGAAUGGUUGAUAAGCCAUUGGUCAUGAUGAUGAGUUUAUUAUCGGUUAGCAACAAACAAUAGUUAAUAAUCCAUUGGUCAAGAAUUUAUUAUCAGAACAAAGAAUAGUUAAUAAUCCAUCGGUCAAGAGUUUAUUAUGGGAACAAAGUAUAAUUAAUAAUCCAUCAUUCAAGAGACUAUUAUCAGUUAGCAACAAAGAACAGUUAAUAAUCUAUAGGGCAAGAAGUAAUCACAAAUUUGCUACAAAUAACAUCCACAAUUAUUAUGUCAUCACUUGAGAUGUUGGAAACAAAAAUCAAACAAUAUACAAUGUAUUAAUGAUUGAAUCAUUGGUAUUAGGUAUUCAGAUGAUUGAAGAAGAGAUUGUUAAGUCAUCAACAAAGAUGUUGUUAAAAAUGGCAGUAGAAUCACUUAGGGUUAAUGAGAAAACAAAUGACUUGGACUGACAAAUUAACAUAUGAAACUUUCUGUUGUGACUCUGAAGUUUUGGAGGACAAAGAAUUAUGUAGUUGUUAUGCUUCAAAACUUUUAAUAAUGUAUUUUAGGAUUUGAAUUGAUGGUCACCUUUAACUAUACAGCACGUUCUGAAAUUGUGAAUUUUAGAUUUCAUGUAAUCGUUUUAGGGGUUUUCUUUUGAGGACUAUGGUUUUAAGGACGAAAUUUAAUCUCAAUUAAGAAAUGAAAUUAAUGUUUUAGCUUAAAAAACUUUUUUAAUGUUGUUACAUAAUUAAUUGUAACUCAUGUUACACAAUCCUAAUUCCAACCAUGUUUUAUUUGAACUAUAUGUAUUAAAUGAAAAAUAUGUAUUAAAAUAAAAAUAAAAAUCAGA
Molecule: messenger RNA, 5122 nt
Organism: Ruditapes philippinarum (Manila clam)
Lineage: Eukaryota; Metazoa; Mollusca; Bivalvia; Venerida; Veneridae
Product: zinc finger CCCH domain-containing protein 13-like
Exons: 11
Coding region: 110-2080 (656 amino acids)
Source: RefSeq, a predicted model, not a curated record